Messenger RNA from Molossus molossus (Pallas's mastiff bat), 396 nucleotides. Its product is annotated as dual specificity protein phosphatase 13-like. Gene Ontology annotation, molecular function: protein tyrosine/serine/threonine phosphatase activity; MAP kinase phosphatase activity. Lineage: Eukaryota; Metazoa; Chordata; Mammalia; Chiroptera; Molossidae. Gene Ontology annotation, cellular component: cytoplasm. Gene Ontology annotation, biological process: negative regulation of MAPK cascade; protein dephosphorylation. Bases 1 to 396 code for a protein of 131 amino acids. The transcript is spliced from 3 exons. The record is from RefSeq and is a predicted model, not a curated record.
AUGGCUGAGGCCUCGCUCCCAGAACUGAGCGGAGAUUCGGAGGCCACACAUUGCCCCAGCGUUGUAGAACUGGAGGAGCUCCUGAGGGCGGGGAAAAUUUCUUCUUGCAACCGGGUGGAUGAAGUUUGGCCCAACCUUUACAUAGGAGAUGCGGCCACAGCAAAUAACCGCUUUGAACUAUGGAAGCUGGGCAUCACCCACGUGCUGAAUGCCGCCCAUGGGGGCCUCUAUUGUCAGGGCGGCCCUGACUUCUAUGGCAGCAGUGUGAGCUAUCUGGGGGUGCCAGCCCACGACCUCCCGGAUUUCGACAUCAGUACCUACUUCUCCUCUGCAGCUGACUUCAUUCACCAUGCCCUCAGCACACCCGGGGAUCAAGAAAAUGAGGCCCAUACAUGA